UAGGCGACACGUGAUUGAUCGGCGAUACUGAAUUUAUGACAGCCGUGCAGGAACAGAUAUUUGAGCGUGUGAUUAACAUGAGGCAACAAUAUUGAACCAUAGCUGAGUCAGAAGCAGGCAAGAAGCGGGGGGAAAUCUGAGACCCGGCUUGUGGCUGUGGACUAGAAGCCCAACUAUCCAUCUGCAUCGGCAUCGUUGUUUGAUUUCUGAGGGCAUUCAAAGAACAUGUCUGCUGCAACUUCGAUCUCAAGUCCUGGGUCUCCAUAUCUGGGCCACCUGUCCUCCUCUUCUAAAACCACCUGUUCCGUUUUGUGUGGCCCCACUCCUUCUUGCAGAACCUUUUCCUCGGUUUCGCACUCUCUCAAUCACCGCUUCCUCAGACUAACAUCCAGGUCAUUUGCGCGGACCUCAACCUUCCAUGGCUUCAGGCGCUUUUCCCCUGUCAUGGAGUGGCAGGAUUGCACGGUUAAGAUGGAGGUUGAUGUGCCUGCCUCAGCUGCCUAUAAUUUUUAUUCUGAUCGUGAAGCCAUCCCUCGGUGGAUGCCCUUUAUUUCCUCUGUUACGGUUUUGCCUGAUAAACCUGACCUGUCAAGGUGGUCCUUGAAGUAUAAAGCAUUCGGUCGUGACAUCGAAUACUCUUGGCUUGCCCGUAAUAUGCAGCCUAUUCCAAAUCAGAAAAUACACUGGCGAUCACUGGAAGGUCUUCCUAACAGGGGCGCUGUUCGAUUUUAUCCAAAAAGUCCUUCAUCAUGUGUAGUAGAACUGACAGUAUCAUACGAAGUUCCUCAACUCUUAGCUCCCGUGGCAUCGGCACUGCAACCAUUUCUUGAGCGCUUACUGCGACGUGGCUUGGAACGAUUUGCUAGUUUGGCACAGAGCUACUAAAUCACCUGGCCUGGCGGAGCCCUUCUGACUUUCUAAAUGGUUGGAUUCUGGAUAAAUCCACUGGAGAAAAUCAUUUGCUAUGACAGAAAUCCGUAAAGGCUCCUUCUUUUCGGUACUACUUAUUUCUUGAUGUUUACAGGUAAUCUUGCUCAUGACAACUAUAACGCAUAAGAAUUGCUCUCAAGGUCUUGAAUAUUUUCUUCCCCCUAUCAGGUUUGCACUUGCAAAUGCUCCCCGGGGAUUUAUAUUUAUAUCU
Neltuma alba is the source of this 1141-nucleotide messenger RNA. RefSeq lists its product as uncharacterized. The record is from RefSeq and is a predicted model, not a curated record. The transcript has 8 exons. NCBI's taxonomy places the organism in Eukaryota, Viridiplantae, Streptophyta, Magnoliopsida, Fabales, Fabaceae. Bases 226 to 885 code for a protein of 219 amino acids.